AGGGUGUAUAUGAAAAAAGUACCUAAAUAUACUGUGACGACCAUUGUGUUUUCGAUUAUGAGUCAUCCCAAUAGAUUUAUCAGAGUUGAAUUGUUUAGCAAGGAAUAUUCCGUAUCUGAUAGUAAGCGACAUCGAUGGUGCGGUCUAAAAGCUGAUUUGCUACGUGUGAUUGUUCAAAGAUACCCAAAGAGUCGUAUUGCUAUCUUAGCAUUAUGUGAAAAGCUAGAAAACACUUCCAUCUUUGGCGUCUGCCGACAAAAGAAAGUGGAACAUUGUGACCUAUCUGGUAAAUUUAAGACCUACGGACGGUAAAGGACAAUGGGAAUAACUCCAGUGCAGGUACCAUGGAUGUUCGGCCAACGUCGCCUUUUGAUCUGCUUACGGGAUCUAAUAGAAACGUACAAAGGUUAUUUUAAGCACAUGUAUAGCGGCUCAGUUACCAAUAAUCAUGGUAAAAAUAGUUGUAUUAACUAUUUGACUAUACUCGAUAUUUACUAAGAUCGUGUGGCAAAAAACAGUUCAAACGACCAUAUAAGUUCACAUCAACAGAUCAAAAGCCCUAUGCUAGUGGUUCAGUGGAGGUCGUUCGCCCCAGCCAGGGACCGCGUGCAUAUGCAACGAAUGACAAUUAAUGAACCUAAUUGUAAAGGCUACAGUGACGAUUCAAAACACGGGUAAAUCAGCAUCUUCGGUGGAAGAUACAGUUGAUUUACAUAAGACCAGUAGACAUACGACAACACACGUUGCCUUAUAACAACAGAGACUGAUCCAUUAAGCGUGUUUUAUCUCAUACGUUAGGCUCACAAUUGAGUUCCUGAUCAUUCAUCAUGUACCGAGACAGGCGAACAAGAUGAAUGCAACUUAACUUAAAAACUAUACACAAAUUUCGAAUUAAUGCGCAUUUUAAUUAGAUACAGCAAGGUCGUAGUGUGUCGCCGUUGUUUCAUGUGCAUUGCACCGCUAGAAGGCAACUCAAACGUUUCAAUCAUAAAAACCUACCCAUAUAAAGACGGUGCGAUGGCUGGAUUUGGAGUCGAUCAUGUUCAAGUUAGUUCAUUUCCGUGGAUGUACCUCUCCGAGUGGACAUCGGAUAAACGCCUUGCCGGGAGACAUGGAGGAUUCUUCGAUGCGGUUGCAGGUUCGCUAAAUCUCACUUACACGCUUAGAUUACCCGAAGAUUAUCAAUGGGGAUCCUGUGACGCAAACGCAAACGGCUCGUCAUGUACCGGGAUGCUCGGCGAUCUGUACAACAAUUGGCCUUCAUAUCACAUCAAAUUCUACCCAAGCUUGGACAAGAAGACAUUGGCAAUAUUUCGAAACUAUUUCUUGAACUGCUUAAACUCAACGCUCAAAAUGCCUCUGACAUCCAGGUGAAGAACUCAACAAAUCGCAUACUUGUCGCAGGCAGUAUGAUCGCAUCUGUCUUCUCUGCUAUAAUGGUGUCAUCUUCAGUCAAGGCAACGAUGAUGAGGCGAGAUCCUACCGAACGGAUAAAGACUGUAGCCGAGCUGCUAAAAAAGAGACACCACAUGCAUCCAUUUAUCCCUUCGGAUACAUUUCUCACUGAUGUUUUCAAGGGAGAUGAUUCUGAAGAUAUACGUGAUCUUCUGAAUUGGAUUGAGCAUGAUGGUUAUAGCGCCGUCGAUAGACUAUUAAUUCCGGAAACGAUACGCGGCCUUCUGAAUGGAACGAUGUUCACCCUUUCCAACUGCGAAAUGAUGGCUAUCUAUAUAGCCCACGUCUAUUACUCGCUUCCGGAGAAGCACCGCGGUUAUAUUAUAUGCCUAGAACAGAAACUGUUUGGGGCACCACUUGUUUGGUACUAUCGAAAUGCGCUGCCGGACACGUUCAUCCUAGAAUUUAACCGGAGGACAACCUGGUUGUUCGAAUCUCCUUCGAGGUUUGUCUUCGAUUUCAAAUAUACCGCCAUACCAAAGCACAGAUAUGCUCGGAGCACGUCUUUGUCAGGCGAUGCCAUCAUAGAUGCUUUGCGAGUCAGUGAAGUUCUUGGUUGUUUCUACGUGUUUGCUACUGGGAUAGGUGGCGCUUUUAUUAUUGUUCUAUUUGAAAUGCUGGCGGCCGUUGUUGCGCCUUCUUGCCGAAGCGCUGUGAAUCGAUUAAAGGCCAACCUCGACCACUGA
Messenger RNA from Varroa destructor (honeybee mite), 2141 nucleotides. RefSeq lists its product as uncharacterized. The record is from RefSeq and is a predicted model, not a curated record. NCBI's taxonomy places the organism in Eukaryota, Metazoa, Arthropoda, Arachnida, Mesostigmata, Varroidae. Gene Ontology annotation, molecular function: ATP binding; protein serine/threonine kinase activity. Gene Ontology annotation, biological process: peptidyl-serine phosphorylation; intracellular signal transduction.